Dissoconium aciculare CBS 342.82 is the source of this 306-nucleotide messenger RNA. RefSeq lists its product as uncharacterized. The coding region runs from base 1 to 306 and encodes 101 amino acids. Lineage: Eukaryota; Fungi; Ascomycota; Dothideomycetes; Mycosphaerellales; Dissoconiaceae. The transcript has 2 exons. The record is from RefSeq and is a predicted model, not a curated record.
AUGUCCAACUACAACGCACCCGGUGGAGCCCCUCCUGGCUACCCUCAGCAACCGCAAAACGCCUUUGACCAGAGUGGCGACCGUGCCUUCGGAGGCGCGCAAGGCAACUAUGGCGCACCAGGCCCAUACGGUCAACAGCCUCAGUACGGCCAACAACCAAUGUACUACCAACAACAACCGCAAUACCCACCGCAGCAGGGAGGUUACUACGGUGGCCCACCACCCAAGCAAGAGAGCGGCGGCGGAUGCUGCGCUGGUAUCUUAGCGGCUUGCGCAUGCUGCUGCUGCUUAGACAUGCUGUUCUAG